This is a messenger RNA of Protopolystoma xenopodis, 1305 nucleotides long. The record is from the annotation of a GenBank genome assembly. NCBI's taxonomy places the organism in Eukaryota, Metazoa, Platyhelminthes, Monogenea, Polystomatidea, Polystomatidae.
AUGUAUCUUCUUAAGCAUGAAGUCGUCGAAUCUCCUGCGACUCUAGAGUUGGAACAUAAAUUGCCUAUAUCUGCAACUGAGCACAUUACUUUAGAACAAUUGGGGACUAAAAGCAAAACCUUUCAGAUCUUGGAGCCAGACCGAGUAUUUGAGUCGGAGGCGACCAAAGUCGGUGUGAUAUCUGGUUCAUAUGUCCCUCUUGAGGAACUUGAAACUAUCCCAUUGGAUGCAAGAAGAGAAGAUAUAAACUUUUUUGCUCAGCGUUCGAAUAUAUUUCGAUAUAAAUUAUCCUCAUGUGGUGAACAUGCCGUACCUGAUGAAGCCGCAAGGCCCUUAUCAUCGGGCUUAAUUGGUCAAAAGUUUGAAGAGGAUUCUAUCAGAUGUUUUCCUCAUGAUUCUUCCAGUCACUUUUCUCAUGAAAAUGAAGUUCUUAGCCACAUUAUCGAGCAUGAAUCUGGUUCAUCUCGUAGCAUCCCUGAGCUUGAAGCAACAGGUCAUUUACAACUUCCUGUCACGCAGUCUCUCGAAAUGAGCAUCAUUGAGGUUCAUAAUGAAAAUAUGGGCACACAUGCUUCUGGCCAGCAGGAAUAUGAAUCGAAUGGCCUUCAUCUUGGGCUCAUUGGUGACGCUACCUGUCGCCUAGAGCAUAUUAAAGCACAAACAGAAGAAGCCUGCAUAGAUAAUUUUGAAUACUCUAUGUCUAAAUCAGAACAAGGUUUGUUUAUUGGAAUGCACGUAGGCCUAACACAUUCAGAAAGACUUCCUAUAGAAACUAUUAGACCUGUUUUAAGUCCAUUUCCUGAUGAAAUGUCCAUCUUGGACAGUCAUAUUUGUGAAAGUUAUUUGGAUCAAGAAGAGGGUGAGAACCAAUCUUUUGGAGGAUUAUCAGAUGCCGAUAAUACAGUCGUUGCUUAUGAUGAACUAGGACGUCCAGCUGUGAUGGCAUUUUUGCCUCCUAGCCCCGCAGAAUAUACACGAGAAACUCAUUUGACAGAUGACUACGAAAACAUUUCCUGUGCCGCUGUUACAGUCCCGGUAGAUAUGGAUCACGAUAAUACUACUGGUGUUUAUGAAUCCCCUAUUGUAGUUGAAGCACCUUCUUGCUUGGUCCCUGCAUGCGGUUCUGAAAAUUUCGCCUACGGUUUCGAUUUAGUUAGUUCCGACAAUCAUAUCUCGUUGCUUCCACCCUUAGACUCAAAAGACUCAAUAAUAGAUCACAAAGUAGGCUUGACUUCAAAUAAUAAACAGGAUAGCUCGCCUUUAGCCCUUUCUGUUGGACUCGUAGCCUACGGAAGCCCUGAAGAG